AUGAAGCGAUCCAAGAAAACCUUCAAUGAUCAGCAAGUUUCUACUGAUCGCGAAUCAGGUGCUGUUUUGAAGAAUUCAGUGAAAUGGGGUCUGAAUCCAAUGACACUCGUGGGUUUUAUAGUUGUUCUCUUGAUGGUUCUUACGAUUGUUUUCUCAGUUGCAUUCUUUUUCGGCGACUUACCUUCUGAUUGUUUGUGGACUUUGGCUGAAGCUAGAAUUUUUCAUGUUAAACAUUCAAAAGUAUCUGAAAAGGAUAUUCUGCAGCCACUGACAGUGCCAAAAGAUAAACUACUUGGUGGCCUUCUUCCUACUGGAUUUGAUGAAACAUCUUGUUUGAGUAGGUAUGAAUCACACUUAUAUAGCAAACCUCUGCAGCAUAAGCCUUCCUCUUAUCUUAUCUCGGGGUUAAGAAGAUACGAAGCUCUUCACAAGCAAUGCGGACCUUACACAGAAUUAUACAACAGAACAGUAGACCUUAUAAAGUCCGGUGAAUACAGUAGUGGUUCUUCAGUUUGUAACUACGUUGUUUGGAUAUCGUAUAGUGGUUUAGGGAACAGAAUACUAACCUUAACUUCUGCUUUCCUUUAUGCUCUACUCACAAAUAGAGUCCUUCUGGUUGACCCCAGAGCUAAUUUGCAUAACCUGUUUUGUGAACCUUUUCCUGAAGUUUCUUGGUUGCUUCCUCCAGAUUUUCCUAUUAUUGAUCAGUUUAGUAGCUUUAAUCAGAAAUAUCCACAUUCUUAUGGUUAUAUGGUGAGAAAUAAUGUCACAGGCAAGUCAAGAAUACCUUCAUUCCUCUACCUUCAUUUAUCUCAUGACUUUGAUGUGCAAGAUAAAUUAUUCUUCUGUGACACUGACCAAACUUUUCUCCACAAAGUCCCUUGGCUAUUUGUGAAGUCAAAUAACUAUUAUAUUCCUGCUCUUUUCUUGAUCCCAUCGUUCGAGCAAGAGUUAAACAAUCUUUUUCCAGAGAAAGAAACUGUCUUCCACUUCUUGGGUAAGUACCUUUUCCAUCCAACAAAUUCUGUAUGGGGGCUUAUUACUAGGUACUAUCAAGCUUAUUUAGCUCAAGCAGAUGAAAAAAUAGGCAUUCAAAUUAGAGUUUUCAGUUUAGGUGUAAGCAAUUUUAAGUAUGUGUUGAAUCAAAUAUUAGCUUGUGCAACAAAGGAGAAUCUGUUACCACAGGUUAACCUGAAUGAGCCUAUAGUCAAUUAUUCUAGCAAGACGAAGACUAUAAGCGUCUUGAUGACAUCUCUGAGUUCACGAUACUUCGAGGAGAUUAGGAACAUGUAUUGGCAGAAUCCUACUGUGACAGGAGAGAUUGUUAGUGUUUUUCAGCCAAGUCAUGAAGAGCAUCAACAAACUGAGAAGCUGAUGCAUGACAGAAAGGCCUUGGCAGAAAUGUAUUUGCUGAGUUUAACUGAUAAAUUGGUUACAAGUGGAUGGUCCACUUUUGGUUAUGUGGCUUAUAGUCUUGGAGGUUUGAAGCCAUGGAUUUUAUACAAGUUUAAAAAAGGGACAGUCCAUGAUCCGCCUUGUUUUCGAGCUACGUCUUUGGAGCCAUGUUAUCAUUCUCCCCCUUACUACGAUUGCAAGAAGAAAACAGCAAGUAAUAACACAGUUAACAUUGUUCCUCAUGUGAGACAUUGUGAGGAUAAUAGCUGGGGUUUGAAGUUAUUCGAUCAAAAAGGUGAAUUGUUGUAA
This is a messenger RNA of Solanum stenotomum, 1704 nucleotides long. Its product is annotated as galactoside 2-alpha-L-fucosyltransferase-like. Gene Ontology annotation, molecular function: galactoside 2-alpha-L-fucosyltransferase activity. The transcript has 2 exons. The record is from RefSeq and is a predicted model, not a curated record. Gene Ontology annotation, cellular component: membrane; Golgi apparatus. Bases 1 to 1704 code for a protein of 567 amino acids. Gene Ontology annotation, biological process: xyloglucan biosynthetic process; cell wall biogenesis. NCBI's taxonomy places the organism in Eukaryota, Viridiplantae, Streptophyta, Magnoliopsida, Solanales, Solanaceae.